This is a messenger RNA of Stylophora pistillata, 1008 nucleotides long. Its product is annotated as ras-related protein RabC. Lineage: Eukaryota; Metazoa; Cnidaria; Anthozoa; Scleractinia; Pocilloporidae. The record is from RefSeq and is a predicted model, not a curated record. Gene Ontology annotation, molecular function: GTP binding; GTPase activity.
AAUUUUGUUUCUUGUUUAAAUGAUUUUGUCAGAUUCACCUUCAUGACACGGCUGGAAUGGAGAGAUAUGAGGCUGGUUUGACUCGACAGCACUACCAUGGAAGUAAUGUUGUGCUCUUAGUUUAUGACUGUGAAGAAAUGGAAACCUUAGAACAACUUAAGAACUACUAUGAUGAUGCUAAAAGGCAUACUAAUGGUGCUGCUAUGGUGUUGGUAGGGAACAAGAUUGACAAGGAGUUUCCCAGUGUAGAAAAAGGAGAUGCUGAAAAAAUACUCUGUAAUCACAUAGACAUACAAAUUCGUCAUUGUAAUUUUCAAUACAGGGCUGAAACAUCUGCAAAGACAGAUACUGGAAUUAGAGAGCUUAUACAGUCAGUGGCAGAAUAUUUGGUAAAAAAUGCAGAACCUAGUAAUUUUAAAAAGGUUGUUGUUGGGCAGGAGGACAUUCCUCAACCAUCAAGCGGUUGCUGUUAGUUAUUACAUAUGGAAUAUGUAUGUUAUUAACCGAGUGUGGAGUCAGUAUGGCAGGAUAUCUGUUAAUACUUUUUGUGUAGGGCUAAUUCCCAGCCAUCUUACUCAAACAAGCUUGAUCAAUGAUGGAUUUAUCUUUCUAUUGUUCAAAAGAAUUGUAAUAUAACUUAUAAAACUCCUUUUUUUUUUUAAUGUCCUUGACUGGCAUUUUAAGAUAACCAAGCUGUAACACCUACUGGAAAAGAUUUAUCUUGUUAGGUAACCCAAGCCCAUCCUGCCUGCCCUGGUAGCCAAACAGGGGACAGAAUUUGCUAAAUCCCUCUGACCCAUAGAGCCAGCCAUAUAAUAACAAACUUUGACCAAUGGCCUGUGUUUGUCUGCUUUAGGUGGGCACUGUAUCUAUUAUUUUAUUAUUUAAGUAAUGUGCAAAGCUUUAACUGCCAGGAAGGGAUUAUAAUGCUUAGUAAUCAUUCCAACAAGGAUGCAGUCAAUUUUGAUUGCUAUGGUCACAGGACCACCAAUAGUUCAGACAGUCUUC